AAUCAAGUCCGCGUGUGAAUUUUAGAGACGGGGACCCCAAAAUGCGCAAAUUCCACAAUAAGAAGAUGUAUCCAACAUGUCUACAUUGCUUUACCACCCACUCGAAAUCGAUUGUAUUACCUUCAAGAAGGUGGCUCCUUGUAUAAAUAGGGACGCAUUAUUUCAAGAAAGACGGUGGUGCGCUGAGUCGAUUCUCUCUGUAGUGCUGGGACCACAGACAACGGCUGGACGCACUUAAGACUGUUGUCCAGUGCGCCGGACAUUGGCAUCUUAAUCUUCUGAACAAACAUUAAAGUCAUGCAGAUGAAGAAGAAAUGGCAUAUACUGACUCUCUUCCUUUUGCUUAUAACCUCGGGCCAAUGCAUGGACAGCAAGGAGGUCAAGCAGAAAGAGAGACGGACCCUUUUGGACCUAAUUUUACAGGUUAUAAGAGACAGCCAGCAGCGAGACAAAGGCAUCUCCAAACGUUGCAGCAGUGGACUUUACACUGCACCCCAAGACAUGAAGUUCUCCUCCCGCGAAAAGCCUUUCUAUGUUCCUAGGCUGGAUAACAGUAGACUCAUAGAAAUUGUUCCUAGAGAUAUAAACAUGAAAGGCAAAUUCAUUCAACACUUCACAGGACCAGUCAAGUUCUCGUCGGAGUGCAGAACACAUUUUCACAGACUUUAUCACAACACAAGGGAUUGCUCAACACCAGCAUUUUACAAAAGAUGUGCAAGAUUACUAACACGGCUAGCGAUGAGCCCACUCUGCAUGCAAUCAUAGAAGUUGCGUGUGAGUACAUUUGCUCUUUUGUACUUUUUGGGUGUGGUGUGGUUUGCACUUAGUUAAUAAAUCUUGAAAUUAUUAGUUCAUUUUUUUACAAAGCGCUGGUCAAAGUAAAUCAUUCCUAUUUACAAACAAACAAAACAUAAAUAAUUAUAUGUUAGGAAUUCAUUUGUUUUCUUUUGGUCAGAUUUGAUUAAUGUGUGUUCAAUGUACAAUUGAUGGAAACGGGUGUAGGAAUAAUGGGAAACGGACUCCUGGAACAAUACAUCUGUCCAACUUUUGGUCUUAAAAAUAUAGCUCACUGCUGCUCUUGAACAAAACUUAACCUGAAUUUAACCUUUAUGCAAGGUACAAGCUUUUUGGCCAAGUGUCUUUUAAAACUUCAUUAGGUACAGGAAAAAGGAUUUGACUUAAACACUCUUUUGGCUCACUUGUUUUAUAUUUGAAACAUAUUACCUAUUCUCUAAAGUGCGCAGAGUGUCCUCUGACAGAGGCUAUAGAUCAUGUAGUAAAGAGCAUUUUAUUUGGUUUGUACUUUCUGUGUUAGCAUGGGCUGUGUUGUGUCAGGGGAGUAAAAGGCCUGUUAACUGUUUGAAAAGGUUACUGGCAGCUUAAAAAAACUUUAGCCCUGAGUGAAGUUGCUAGAUUUGCAUAAUACAAACAAUAUGCUAAUGCAAUGGGUUUUUUUUAAAUGAAUGUAGACAAUUGGCAGAAACUAAGGAAAACAUAAGUAUGUUUAUCUUUUCAUUUGGCCUUUACAUACAUACAAACUGGAAAAAGAAAACCUAACAUUAUUGUUACAACGGAGAAAUGCUCAUGAGUUUUUGGCUUAUAUGCAUUUGGUUAAAAUCUGAUGUAGACCUAUUUCAAUAUUUUGUUCAAUAUUUUUCAUUUUAAACAUAAUUUGAAAUGUUUUUUUGUGAUUCUGAUAUGAUUAUCUGAAUUGCUGGUCAUACUCAUGUUAUUACUCACACAAAUCCACACUUUAUUGUUCUUUAUGUAUUGAAUUUCAGUAUUGACUUUGAAUUGAAUGAUACAUGAUCACGCUUUUUUCACACCACAACUUUGAUUUUAUUUCAAGUGACAUUUUUAAUAUAAAAGCAUAUGCAUAUUGCGAUGACAAUUUCUUUAAAAAUCCAAUCCCAAAUUGACAUGUAAUGAGGUAAAAUAUAAUUCCACUAAUCAAACGAGCAACUGGCUACUGCAAUUUAUCUCCAAGGAGCCCAUUUCUUUGUCACAUUGUAGUAAGGUAAUUCUGGCCAUUACAAAAGUGAAGGGGCUGACGUACAUGGAGUUAUUCAGUUUGUCAAGAGAAUCUAAAUGAUAAUGAUAGAUCCAGUGGGUAUGCUCAGGUCAAACUAAUGUAGAGCUGUGGUUUUGUACUAAGUGAUUCAUUUGUCACUCUGAGACAUAACACUCAAGUGGAGAUUAAAGGCCAAUAUGUAAUGGCUAGGAUUGAAACUUUUAUAUUCAGAAGGAGUCAGUGUAGAUCUUUGUCUUGCACUCAGCUCUACAAAAAUUAGACACCACUCUAAAAUGAUAACUCAUUCAACUCGUCAAAUAAAUAUGAAAUCACAUUUCUACUGAGGUAAGUAAUAACCGUGCUUGUAAGUGGUUCAGUGGUUAGAACGUUUGGAAGGGAAUUUUUGUGAGGGAGUCUAAAAGUUAUAGUUGACUAAAUAAACUGAAAUCCUGCUGUACAAUAAAAGCAUUGUUUUGCAAUUUUAAAUAUGUAUAUUUUUUACAUUUCAGAUUCCAUUUUACAGAAGAGGGAUUAAUGCAUUGCCAAGAAAAGUGCCUUCAAAUCUACUGCAUCACUACCAUUGUCCAAUAGUGUUUCUAUUUUCUACUUGUCAUUUCUGAAAGUACUUGUUGGGGUUUUGUGUGGAUUUGUUUUUUAUUUGAUUGCAUCUGUGUGUACAAUAUCAUUUUAAGAUAAUUUAAUAUUAAAACACCUAUUUAUUGAAAGAGUAUGUACAUAAUAUUUCACAAUCUUCAAAUGUGUUUUGCUUAUCAAAGUUGAUCAUAUGUGCUUGAGGGCAUUCCUUGUACUUUCUGUCAAUAUGACCAACUCUUCCACUAUUGGGCUGAUUUUACUACAUUUUACUGGGUGGGAAAGAUGUCACACACCUUGUCAAUGUCUUUAUUUCAUUUUAUUUGGCACUUGAGUGAUUUCUGAAACUGAGAAUAUAUGUGAAAUGAUUAGGGCUGGUGAAAAACCCAGCACCAUAUUGAACAAUAAAGAAUAUUGAAG
Molecule: messenger RNA, 3022 nt
Organism: Periophthalmus magnuspinnatus
Lineage: Eukaryota; Metazoa; Chordata; Actinopteri; Gobiiformes; Gobiidae
Gene: alkal1
Product: ALK and LTK ligand 1
Exons: 5
Coding region: 298-765 (155 amino acids)
Biological process (GO): positive regulation of ERK1 and ERK2 cascade; positive regulation of ERK5 cascade
Molecular function (GO): receptor signaling protein tyrosine kinase activator activity; receptor tyrosine kinase binding
Source: RefSeq, a predicted model, not a curated record